CGAAGCAAUCGACACAGACCCAGUCGUCCAUAGUCUCAUCUAUGCAGCGAAGUGAACGCGUGUAGUUUCUGUGAGAUUUACCUUCGUAGAGAUGAAGCUUUUAUUCUGAAAAGAGGAAGUGUUGUUGUCACUAUUAAGACAAGUUAUCUCUUCCACGUCGGCGGCUGAAAGACUUGGAGCGGCAGCGAACAGGAUACUGACGGCAGGAUGCCCACAGGCAUGAUGGGAGUCCCUGUGUUCUGUGUGCUGGUGCUCGCAUUCAUCUGUAACAGCCACAGCCGGGAAAUACAAGACCCUCUGGACAGGUUCGAAAGGUCUCAGAAGGACAUCCUGUCAGACCCCAGCGACUGUGUGUCCAGGACCAAGCAGCAGGUCUUUACCAACUCUCACAACUUCUCUCUGGAUAUUCGAAUGCCUGGCGUUGUCCCAACUGGGGCGGACACUUACCUGUGCACAGCAUUUCCUCUGCCAACUAGUCGAGACGCAUAUAUCGUGGACUUCAUACCUCGAGCCAGUAUGGACACAGUUCAUCACAUGCUGCUGUUCGGCUGCCAGACUCCCGUGUCCACCAGCAGCUACUGGGACUGUGGCAGUGUACAAGGCACGUGUGAGGAUGAGGCCUCCAUUAUGUAUGCCUGGGCUCGGAAUGCACCACCCACUAGAUUACCCAGAGAUGUUGGUUUUAAAGUUGGAAGAAAUUCUGGGAUGUCCCACCUGGUGCUGCAGAUCCAUUAUGGAGAUGUCAGUGCCUUCAAAGACCAUCAUAGAGAUUGCUCAGGAGUUACCUUAAGAAUGACAUCCAAACUGCAGCCAUUCAUUGCUGGCAUAUACCUGCUUAUGUCUGUGGACACGGUUAUCCUUCCAGGAAAAAGAGUUACCAAUGCAGACAUGGCCUGUGAAUACACUUCAUAUCCCAUCUACCCGUUUGCCUUCAGGACCCACACACACCGCCUUGGUAAAGUGGUCAGUGGCUACAGGAUCCGAGACGGGAAAUGGAACCUGAUUGGGAGACAGUCCCCUCAGCUACCACAGGCUUUCUAUCCGGCUAACGAGGAGGUGAAUGUGAAGUAUGGGGACACCAUUGCAGCCAGAUGUGUGUUUACUGGGGAGGGCAGAACCUCCAAAACAUACAUUGGUGGUACCUCUGAUGAUGAAAUGUGCAACUUCUAUAUAAUGUACUACAUGGACAGCAAACAUGCCGACCCCUACAUGAGCUGCAUGGAGUCCGGCUCCAGAGAUCUGUUCCAGCACAUUCCAGCUGAGGCCAACGUUCCCAUCGCUGUCAGCCCAGUUCAUAUGAACUCCAUGAUGCAUAUGGGGCACUCUACAGACCAUCAAGAUAACCAAUUGUUGUUGGAUAAAAACAAAGCAGAGCAGGUUCUGGAUCAGGACUACCACCUGGAGCAGGUCUCAGCGUGGCCCCAGAGUUCCCUCCAGCUGGGGCAGGUCUCAGGACUUGCCCUCGACUCAGAUGCUAACUUGGUCAUUUUCCACAGAGGGGACCACCACUGGGGUGAAGGCUCUUUCAACAGCCAGGCUAGAUACGAGCAGAGGUCCCAAGGUCCCAUCCAGCAGUCCACUAUUUUGGUUGUGGACUUAUCCAAAGGCAACAUUCUGAAGGCGUCUGGCAGAGACAUGUUUUAUAUGCCUCAUGGAAUAACCACAGACAAGGAGAAUAACUACUGGGUCACUGAUGUGGCUCUUCAUCAGGUGUUAAAGGUGAGCAGUGAUGGCAGAGACAGACUGCUGCUGGCACUCGGAGAGCCCUUCACACCAGGAAGUGACAACCAGCACUUCUGCCAGCCCACCGAUGUGGCUGUGGACACGGAGACGGGAGCCAUCUUUGUUUCUGAUGGCUACUGCAACAACAGGAUCCUCAAGUUCUCAGCUGAGGGCAAAUACCUGUCUCAUUGGGGUGCAGGCUCGUCAGACAGGAAGAGGCGCAUCCCGUUCCAAAUCCCCCACAGCCUGGUGUUCCUUCCUGACAGACAGGAAGUGUGUGUGGCCGACAGGGACAACGGGCGUAUCCAGUGCUUCAUCGCCCAGACUGGAGAGUUCAUCAAGGAAAUAAAGAAGGAGGAGUUUGGAGGGCAGGUGUUUGCCAUCGCCUACAGCCCUGCUGGAGAUGGCUUUAUUUUUGCAGUAAAUGGGGAAUCUCCAUAUCGCUCAACUCCACUCAGAGGGUUUGUAAUAGAUUAUUCAACCAUGGAUAUUGUGGAUACCUUCAACCCAGAAAAAAAGGAGUUUAAAAUGCCUCACGACAUAGUUGAAAGCAGCGAUGGUAGCGUCUUUGUCGGGGAUGCAGGAAGUAAAUCAGUCUUCAAGUUCACCUCUGAGAAGUUACAUCGCUCUGUCAAGAAAGCUGGAAUUGAGGUGCAAGAACUUGAUGAAAUAGAGGCAUUUGUCCGAACUAAGGUGAGGUCGGAGCACAACAUGUCAAAGACAGCAGCCAUCCAAGAGAAGCAGACGGUGUCUCUCCAGCCUGAACCACAGGAGGAGGAGAAGAAGAAGCCAAUCAGAGGGCAGGGUGUCCUCCCAGCUAUCAUCACCACCCUGCUGCUCGUCCCACUGCUGCUCGUCAUGUCAGUUGGAGUCUUCGUCUGCUGGAGAAAAAACAACGCAUGUGAGGUGAAGACUGAACCCAGUUCUGUGGGAGGGAUCUUGGGAAGAAUAAGAGGUAAAGCCGUGGGCGGUCUGAACCUGGGGAACUUCUUCGCCUCCCAUAAGGGUUACAGCCGCCAGGGCUUCGACCAGCUGAGCACUGAAGGCAGCGACCAGGAGCGGAACAACAGCAGCGACUCUGAGAACGAGGAGUACUCCGCUCUGCCGGUUCCUCCUGCGUCCUCCUCCUAGACGCUAACACGCUAACACGCUGCUAGCAUUGCCAAGAGUUAUCUUCUUCAUCAUUUGUGUAACUGUUGUGUUAGCUGCCAAUCGUAUUGUUUAUAUAUUUAAAAAUAUGUUGUACAUACAGAUAAUUUAGCAUCAUUUGGACAAUUUAUUGAAUCCUUAUUUAAUUAAUGUCGAUACAGCCACAUAUCACUGACAGAUUGUUUCCCCUAAUCAAACUUUAGUGAAAUUAUCAGCACAAUCCGCUGGACCGAUGUUAAUGUGUGCUGUCAGAUUCAGCCUUAAGACCAGAAUCAAGAUUCUUUUUUAAAUCUAUAGUCUGGAAAUAAGUGAUGUUGUAUUGUAAACAAAGAUCUGAGGCCAUUGCCCGUUGUUUUGACUUUAACUUCUACCAAACUUCACAAAAUAACUUGAUGUCAUAGCAACCUGUUUGAAGACCUCCGGGGCUCUGUUGUCAUGGCGACAUGAUGAGCAGCACACGCAGCACUGUGACGGCUUUCUUCCUCACGAUGACGUUGGCUUCAUCCGUCUGUUUUCCCGGUGCACAGGGCACAUUUUCUGAUUUGUAAAGAUCAGAAAAUGAUUUUUCAUUCACACAAAAGUAUCAACAAGUGUUGCUUUCAAGGUAACCAGGUCAUCUGGACGCUAGGAGGUUCUUUACACCAGAGUUUAUACGAGGGACACCUGAAUGCAGCGGGAGGUCCAGACACAAAUCAGAUUUCCUUUAUGAACCAGCCGCCAGCUGUGGUGCCUUUCUGUUAUUGGCUCAGCUGUUUCACAGAGAUUUGAUUGAUGGGAUAUAUUGAUCCCACUCUGAUCCACCAGUAGUGAGUCCUGAGAUGUUCCUCAGUGUGCUGCUCACUGCUCCUCUAAGACAGUGAGGUGGUCCUGAGAUGUUCCUCAGUGUGCUGCUCACUGCUCCUCUAAGACAGUGAGGUGGUCCUGAGAUGUUCCUCAGUGUGCUGCUCACUGCUCCUCUAAGACAGUGAGGUGGUCCUGAGAUGUUCCUCAGUGUGCUGCUCACUGCUCCUCUAAGACAGUGAGGUGGUCCUGAGAUGUUCCUCAGUGUGCUGCUCACUGCUCCUCUAAGACAGUGAGGUGGUCCUGAGAUGUUCCUCAGUGUGCUGCUCACUGCUCCUCUAAGACAGUGAGGUGGUCCUGAGAUGUUCCUCAGUGUGCUGCUCACUGCUCCUCUAAGACAGUGAGGUGGUCCUGAGAUGUUCCUCAGUGUGCUGCUCACUGCUCCUCUAAGACAGUGAGGUGGUCCUGAGAUGUUCCUCAGUGUGCUGCUCACUGCUCCUCUAAGACAGUGAGGUGGUCCUGAGAUGUUCCUCAGUGUGCUGCUCACUGCUCCUCUAAGACAGUGAGGUGGUCCUGAGAUGUUCCUCAGUGUGCUGCUCACUGCUCCUCUAAGACAGUGAGGUGGUCCUGAGAUGUUCCUCAGUGUGCUGCUCACUGCUCCUCUAAGACAGUGAGGUGGUCCUGAGAUGUUCCUUAGUGUGCUGCUCACUGCUCCUCUAAGACAGUGAGGUGGUCCUGAGAUGUUCCUUAGUGUGCUGCUCACUGCUCCUCUAAGACAGUGAGGUGGUCCUGAGAUGUUCCUUAGUGUGCUGCUCACUGCUCCUCUAAGACAGUGAGGUGGUCCUGAGAUGUUCCUUAGUGUGCUGCUCACUGCUCCUCUAAGACAGUGAGGUGGUCCUGAGAUGUUCCUUAGUGUGCUGCUCACUGCUCCUCUAAGACGGAGCCCUCAGGAAACAACUGGAAGCUCCUGCUGUUGAUCUUCAGUGUUUUAGUUCAGUCAGAACGGGACAUGAUUAUUAAUUAUGGAUUAUUCAUUGUGAUUUUAGCUUUACAGGACAAAUGCAUCCUUACUUCCAUCUCUCACAUGGACUAAAGCAACGCACAUGGCAUUAGUUGAGUCGGAUCGUUGUCAUUUUGUGCCUUUUUACUUUUGUAUUUUUUUCAGCACCAAAACGUUCCACGAGAGCAGCUGCUUGUAGAGCGUGUACUAUAUUGAUCGCUCUUCCAUGCACGUGAACAGAAAAGGGAUAAUAUUACAUGUAUAUUUAUGUCUGUGUGUGUGUGUGUAUGUGCACGAUGCCAAUCAAAACAGCCAAGUGUCAAGCACUGAAACUAUUAAAUCAAACUUCCAACAAUUUGAAGAAACAACAUGAAUUGAUAAAUAGUUGCUACAUUAAUGUUGAAACUUAACGGAACCAUGUCGGCCGGUUGGGGAGGUUUUAGCUCCUUACCAACAAUAAUUGUAUAUAUCUUUCCAAAUGCAAACUCUCAAAACAUACUUGGGUUGAGUAAACUCAAAGCAAGAACAUUAUUGUUUAAUAAUGCAGUAACAAUCUGCACUGCAUGGCUUCAUAUUGUAGGGCUGAAACCAAACCAAACACAUUCUCAUUGAUCCGGCACAAAGUAUUUUAAAGUGUUCAUCUUCAUUCCCCUGAGCACAAAUUUAAAUGUAAAAAUAUCUUGUUUUACCAUCAAAAUAUACUUCUGAUAUAGAAAACUAGCAAAUAUUCAGAUUUGAGAAGCUGGAACCAGUUUUUUUAAUUGUUGCUUAAAUGAUAAUAUAAAUGAUUCAUUAAUAUAAAAAUAGUUGCAGAGGAAUGUAGACACAGACUGUAGACUGAACAGACUGAAAGCAUUCUGUCCAUGAAGAUAAUCCUCAAUAUUAAUGCUCCGCAUAUUAAAAAUACACAGACACAAAGAUGGUGUGAAGAGUAUGUUGCUUGCCAAAUCAGUUUAAUUCUGUAUCCUCAGGUUUCAUUUCAUUACAUGACCUAUAUUUACAUUUCAUCAUGUAUUUCUAUCAAUAUCUAUUAUAGCGACCAUAUCUGUAUUUGUCAUACACUUUGUAUGAAUAAUUUCCUAAAUGGCAUGCGUGCGCUUUCUGAUAUUUAUUUUGACACACUGGUUUUGCUGCAAGAGUACUAUUUUCAGUAACUGUUAUUUGUGUAAUAAAGUAUCUGCAAAGCAUCA
Molecule: messenger RNA, 5841 nt
Organism: Cyclopterus lumpus (lumpfish)
Lineage: Eukaryota; Metazoa; Chordata; Actinopteri; Perciformes; Cyclopteridae
Gene: pam
Product: peptidylglycine alpha-amidating monooxygenase
Exons: 25
Coding region: 208-2853 (881 amino acids)
Biological process (GO): peptide metabolic process
Cellular component (GO): extracellular region; membrane
Molecular function (GO): protein binding; peptidylglycine monooxygenase activity; copper ion binding
Source: RefSeq, a predicted model, not a curated record